Alosa alosa (allis shad) is the source of this 2018-nucleotide messenger RNA. It is a transcript of the gene trim107, whose product is annotated as tripartite motif containing 107. The record is from RefSeq and is a predicted model, not a curated record. The transcript is spliced from 2 exons. The coding region runs from base 540 to 1895 and encodes 451 amino acids. Gene Ontology annotation, molecular function: protein binding. Lineage: Eukaryota; Metazoa; Chordata; Actinopteri; Clupeiformes; Clupeidae.
UAAAUGCUAAGAAAACAUGCCGGAGUUAAAAAAAAAAUGACUUUUUGAUUACCUAACAUUAUAACUUACAGCUGCUGCAAUCUAAUGACAGCACAAAUUAUCAGCAAAGCGAUAAUACGCGUUACGACCUUGCUUGUUUAGUCGUAGUCCUCCAAGCAAUCCUGUUGCAGCCAGUGUCAGAAUGCCCCUUUGCAAUGGCAGGCUAUCUAUCGUUUAGUUAACAAGGAGGUGACCAACCUGAGGAACAACAGGAAGUGAAGAUUAUUAGACGCACGCACGAACCUGCGGACGGACCUCUUUGUCAGUAUAAAAGGACACCAUGUCCCACUACGAGGUUAAAGACUCUUUAGAAGAGGAAUUAAGUUGUCCAGUUUGCCAACGUCUUCUGUCUGAACCAGUGACCCUACCCUGUGGACACACAUUCUGUGAAGUCUGUCUUGAGGGGGCCGUGACUUCCAGGUCUCGUGAGGGUGGCUGGCACUAUUGCUCUGAGUGCAAAAAAGGGGUUCCAGGGCCUUGGCACCUUACCAAAGAACCUCAUGCUUUGUAGAAUCAUAGAAAGCUACAAAAAUGGCCUUGGGGAAGCCGCAUCUAAUUCUAUACCAAUGACCCAGCAGCAAAAGGGUAGUAAGAAACUGGACAUUCAGACUGGUGAUUCUUACACAAGCCAUCCUGAUCUUGCAUCAGAUGAGGGUCAGAAAAAUAUAGCCCAACUAGAAGUGUCACCCUCUGCUCCACUGGAAGAUAUCGAAGUGGGAGCAGGACUGGACCCCAGGUCAGCCUGUCACGCAGAUGAGCCCGCUUUGAAACUUGAAACUAAUGAGGGCAGAAUCAGACUGUCUGGCCUGGCAGAAAAUCUCAGGAUCAAACUGGCCACUACCGAGGUCCUGUUAUUCAAAGAGACAGAGAAACAGGCAGAGGCCAGAGCUGUUCAUGAUGGUCUCCGGGAAAAGAUCGCUGGAUUGCUUCAACAGAUGAGCGACAUGGUUGAGAAGUACACCAUGAUUGGAACAGAGCUGAUUGAGGCCCAGUUUCAGCCUGUAGAAGAGGCCAUGGACAGGCAUGUCAAACAUGUCUCUGACUUCCUCUCUCAGUUGAAAGACGUGCAGCUUCAAGUCAGUGGUCUUUUAGAGGAGCAAGAUAGAGCCAAGUUCUGUCAAGGCCUCUCGACGGUUGAACCUAUGAUCACAAGGCUUGUGGGAGUUCCUUUGCAAGAAAUGAUAAAAGAUCCAGAGGUCACCUCCCCAAACUUGGCAGGAGCUUGUUCUGAGCUGGAACUUCAGAAUGCUCAGCUCCGGGUAGAACUUGGUUCGGCGCAGAGAGCACUGCGGAACCUCCUCAACCCGUCAGAGGUGACUUUUGACCCGGACACAGUCCACCCUAGCCUUGUCCUCUCCGAAGACCUGAAGACGGUGAUGUUCAGCCCCAUCAAACAACCUUAUCCCUCACACACUAAGAGAUUUACCAACUUCCUGCAGGCCCUGAGUUCCCAGUCCUUUGGGGAGUCACUCGGGGUGGCUGGAGGGGAACACUGCUGGGAGCUGGAGCUUGAAAACUGCUCCUGGAUUGUGGGCAUGUGUUGUGGAGGGUUGCCCCGCAGUGGGGUGGGCAGUGCCCUGGAGAGCUGUUCGGGCUGCUGGUCCCUAAUGUACUGUGAUAACCUGCUGAGGGCAUAUGAGAAUACAAAAGCCACGCAGCUCAAACGCACCACCUCUCUGCGUAGAGUUCAAAUACACGUCAGUUUCAACAAUCAAUCCGUGUCAUUUUAUUCUGUCAGUAAUCUUGACACUACCAAGACGCUCCUCCAUACUUUUGAAGUUGCCUUCACUGAGCCGGUGUAUUUGGCUAUUAGGAUGAUGUCUGGUCAACCAAAGGCACGCAUUACUGUGUGUUAACUUUAUUAACUCACAUACUUUAUUUAAGCAUACAUAUUUAAGGUUAAAUCAAUUUAUUUAAUCUAUUUCAUAAAUAUGAAUAUGUAAUUUAUGUAAUCAAUAAAAAUGGUCAAAUAGAAAAGA